Messenger RNA from Anopheles moucheti, 849 nucleotides. RefSeq names its product protein lethal(2)essential for life-like. The coding region runs from base 87 to 665 and encodes 192 amino acids. Gene Ontology annotation, biological process: protein refolding; response to heat. Lineage: Eukaryota; Metazoa; Arthropoda; Insecta; Diptera; Culicidae. The transcript is spliced from 4 exons. Gene Ontology annotation, molecular function: protein folding chaperone. The record is from RefSeq and is a predicted model, not a curated record.
GGUCGUCAGUCAGUUCGACAGUCGGUGAAAAGUUGGUGCUUGUGUUAAGUGAAAAUACAGUUUUUUUUUAGUGAAUCAUCAUUAAGAUGUCCGUUGUGCCGAUGUUGUUCCGUGAUUGGUGGGAGGAUUUCGACACUCCACUCCGUUCGUCCAGGCUGCUAGAUCAGCAUUUUGGCACCGGUUUGCGUGCGGACGAUCUUUUCUCAUCCUUCCCGGCCCGGACACCGCUCUCCUCGCCGUCACUGCUUCGUGGCGGUUACUACCGACCGUGGCGUAACACUGCCCUCACGCGGCAAGAUUCCGGCUCGACGCUCAACCUCGACAAGGACCGGUUCCAGAUUAUUCUGGACGUGCAGCAAUUUACGCCGGAGGAAAUCACCGUCAAAACCAGCGACCGGUGCGUCGUGGUGGAGGGCAAACAUGAGGAGAAACAGGACGAGCAUGGUUUCGUGUCACGUCACUUCACGCGCCGCUACAUGCUACCAAGUGGCCACGAUCCGAACGAUGUUGUGUCGACACUCUCGUCGGACGGUGUGCUCACGGUGACCGCACCGAAAAAGUCGCUGCCAGCCCCAAACCCGGAACGUAGCGUACCGAUCCAGCAGACGGGACAACCGGCUAAGGACAAGCAGGAAGCUCAACCGAGCGUAGAGGGAGCGAAGUAAAGAUUGGAGUAUUUAAGAUGGAGAAGGACAUGAUCGAACACACAUAAACAAACGCAAGAGUAUUAGAUUGGAUGUAUUUGCUUAGAGUAGGCGCUACAGGGUGAGGUUCGAUCUAUAUUCUGCCUAUUUCAUUACUGAACUGAUCGUACAAUAAAACAAAAUGCUAUUUUAUUUUUAUGUUUAA